AUGUUUGAAGCAGAGCAGAAGAUCCCAACCACAACCACCGGAGAAGACCCGACCCUCCACGAUCCGAUGGCUCACCCCGCAACACAAACACAAAGUGGAGGUCGGAAAGGGAAAGAAGAGAAUGGCUUCACCAAGGAUGAAACCACCAACCUGGAAAAAUCACUACCAUCCAGAUCUGCAAUAGGCACCCACCAAAUUGCUAACUCCGGAUCCUACAACCAGCAAACCUUGAUAAGGAGAACCAAGAACCGAAGGAAGAGACAUAGCUCGACGGGAAAUGAAGAGACAAAGCUCCACAGGAACGGAAAUUGA
This is a messenger RNA of Linum trigynum, 312 nucleotides long. Lineage: Eukaryota; Viridiplantae; Streptophyta; Magnoliopsida; Malpighiales; Linaceae. The record is from the annotation of a GenBank genome assembly.